Messenger RNA from Pelagomonas calceolata, 414 nucleotides. Lineage: Eukaryota; Pelagophyceae; Pelagomonadales; Pelagomonadaceae. The record is from the annotation of a GenBank genome assembly.
GCGCCGCCGACGCGCUUCGUCGAGAAAAUAUAUACUGAGACGUUCGGCAGCAACCGACCUACGACGAAUCGCGUCCAGGAGCUCUUCGGGCCGCUCGGGGCCGAUGGACCCGACUACUUCGCCGCGUCGAUCAAAUUUAACAUGUGGCUCAGCGUGUCGUCGCUCGUCAGCUUCGCGUCGCAAAUCCUCCUCCGCGACGCGGCGGCGCUCUCGGCCGGAACCGCGGGCGCCCUGGACCGGGUGCCGCUCGAAAUAGGCGUAUUUGGGCUCUUCUGCCUGCUGAACAUCCUCGAGCUCGCCCUCGUGCCGACGACGUUCCUGAACCUUGGACUCAUCGAGGUCGUCGAGGACUUCGUCGAGCGGCAGUCGCGCGCUGAGGAGGACACCCCAUACGCCAUCGACGCGCCAAAGUAG